UAAUAGAAAUACUCAAAUCCAUUUGUGGGCAAAUCAUUUUAUCGGCACAUCGCGUUUAGCCAAUAGUGAAACAAGCGCUCAAACUUCGGUGUUACGCGGCUGUUGUUAUUUUUGGGUUUUGGUGGAAAUGAUCGAUUGAAGGCACUUUCGUGACCAGGUUUUCGAUGCCCGUAAAAGUAAACGUUCGCAAAGUGCAUCGUACUCACAAACGUGGUCAUAUCAACUAGCCACAUUCGGUAGAUCCGAGGAAGAACCAGUCUGGCGCAGUUUCAUCAACGGCGGAAAGCGUCCUUACCCGUAUAUUCUUCUCACACGCCGAGCCUCGGGCUUCCGUUGCUGAGAGCGCUAGGUAUGGAAUGAGGACGAAAGUCCAGGAGAAGAAGGAAAAAAUGUCAACCGAUGAGCAGCAGCAGGAGAACCAGAAUCAAAUUCCGAACAUUGCCGGCACGAUCGUGAUCGGCGGACUGGACGGCCCGGUAGACUUCGAUAUUGGCCAGCAGAAGCAGUCCCUAGCAGCCGCCGCCGCCGCAGCGAACCAUCCGCAGAACCACCAUCACCUCAACCGGCAGUACCCACCGCCCGGGUACAUACUACCUCACUUGCACCAGUUCUGCACCAUGCCCGGCUCGAAUCCGACCAGUCUGACCGGCGCCACCGGCGGUCAGAAGCACCCGUCGAAGGGCUCACCCGUCGGACCGUCCCCGUUGUGGCAGCUGCUUCCGGUGAUGCUGUGCGUCAUAUCGUUCGCGACCGUCCUGAGCAUACUGGUCAUCUACAUGGACACUACCGAAAUUCGUCACCAGCAGUUCCGGCUGAAUAUGUCGCGCGACUACAACUUGAUGGGCGUACCACAGGACAAUCCGGCCCUCAUCAAGUACGUGCGAGACAUUCACAUGAAAAAGUACCCGAUGACGUUCAUGCGCACCGCCAAUGCACCGACCGAGCAGCUGAACUUCAACAACCGACACGAACUGACACCAGAGAUGGCCCACGUGAUCUCCGAUUUGCUCGGUCGGAAGCGUUUUGGUACGUUCUUCCAGUCGCUGGCCGGCAACAGUGACUCAAUGAUGACGGCACCCUGGCUGGCGGAGACGAUGAACUGGGGUGGCUACCUGGUGGAACCGGAUCCACGUAAAUACUUUUCGCUCCGCAAACAGAACGCUUUCCGUCCGAACGUCCAGGUCAUCCAUGCGUGCCUUUCGCCAAACACCUACCCCAAGGAGGUAACUCUGCACCAUGAUGACGACAGCGAAGUGCAGAUCAAUAGCGUUUUGGACGAGGAAACCGAAUGGUUCCAUCCGCGCGUCAAGUGCUUCCCAGUGUACACGCUCAUGCUGGCCGUCAACCACACAUCGAUCGAUCUGCUCAGCCUUGGCUGCCAUGGACAGGAACUACAGAUCCUUCAAACGAUUCCGUUCGAUCGUGUACACAUCAAAAUCAUUUCCAUCCAUCUCGUGCACUACUACGAGGAGGACGAAAUGCUGAUCGAUGUCGACGAGUACGUGCAGAGCAUCGGACGGUUCCUGAUGAGCAAAUCCUACAAGCUGGUGCGCAGUUUCGACCGAAACUUUAUCUACCAACACAUUUCGGUCGCUUCGGCCGCGAAACAACGCCAACAACAACAACAGCAACUGCAACAGCUCCGCCAGCAACACACCGCACUGCCAGACGGUGCAUCAUCCGGCAACGGUGGAAUUGUAGCCCCGCCGCAACAGGCCAUUCAAGCGCCGCACGGUAACGCGAUCAGUUCCGGCGAAAAAGUUGAUCUUACGAUGGCCAUUCGCAAGGGACAGGAAGGGGCCGGAAUCGUUAAGGUGCCAAUUUCAUUAAGCCCGUCGAUGGUUAAAGCUUUGCCACUGGGCGUGAGUGCACCGACGGCUGCACCAACCACCACUGCAUCUUCAUCCACAUUCGCCGUCAACAGUCUACCGUCCACAACUGGCAGGAGCUUGAGCUCGAAAACGGGCGAAAAGCUGGUGCUGUUGCGCGGCUCCGAAACCGACGAUGCCAACGAUUCCGAGUUUUUCGAUGCCGAAUUCACUUCCGACAAUACGAACGAGAGCGAAGAGGAACUGAAGCAGCCACCGCAACAGAGACAAUCCUUCGAGGAUGAGACUCGCGAAGAGUUGGACGAAAGUUCCGUCCGUGCGGCUAACGUACUGCCACCGAUGGUGAGCACGCUGUAAACAGCGCCGUGUGUAACGUUAGAGGACAGGCGGCUGGGAUUAUUUUGCGAAUCACACUUUUUAUCAACAUAAAUCUACCAGUCUAUCAUUCCACAUUUUAUUGUUUACUUUACCUUAAUAGUGUAUGCAUAGUUCGUUCGAUUGGUAGAUAUCAAUAGAUGCCUAGUUUUUCAUCACAAGUGAAGUGGCGUCCCGAAGACCUGUGUAGGGAACGUAACAUUUCCUCUACAUUCAGCAUUUUCUUUGCGUAAUUAUCUUGCUAAAGAAAAAAAAAUUAGUAUUUUCUUGUUUCAUUUACGAAUCCUCGAUGAUCAUUUACUUGUUUAGCUUACAGAUUUAGAUAGGUAAUGUGAAACGCAUGAGGAGCGGUUGGAAGAUUUUGUAGAACUGAGGAAAACAUGUUAGGAGAAAAUGAUGUUUGAAUUGCAUUUAAUUUCCACACACUCCCAUGUCCCCGUCACUGGCGGAUUGGGUUACGGCAUCAUUUCCGUUUCAUUUUGGCAUGACGUUUAAUUUACAAACAGCUCAUGUUUCUCUUAACAUGAUUCUUUCAAGAAGAGUUGUAACCGACGAAAAGAUUUGUGUUUUGUGUGUGACCGGAGAGAUUAAAUUCCGACGAAAUGACUGGACUGUUGCGAAACGGAGAGAUGAUACUUAUGAGAAUCAUAACAAAGCAAUAGGUUAGCAGUUUUUUCUGUACCGUUGUUAGGCUAGGUGCCUUACCGUACGCGCUAGGUACGCUAUGGACGAAUCACUUCACAUCUACGAAGGAGUUCGGGACUUGCAGACGAGUGAAAACAACAGCAGUACGAGAACGAAAUCGAACCACGUAUGUCGCAGCGCCAAUCCUGUUUGGGCCUAACCCACUGAAGCGAAGUAAUCCGUUAACCGAUGCGAUUCGUAUUUAUUACAGUUUGCACUAGUUUGGAUCCUAUUUACAGAUAGCUAUAAUUAUAUUGGGCAAGCUCAGAUGAUUGAGGAAACUUUAGAAUGAAAUAUUUUGAUCCAUGGCGUGCGUAUAUUUAUAUAUCUCGUUGAUUGCUCUCUUACCGUGUUUGUCGCGUUUGACACUUUGUUCGAUGUUGGCGAUAAAAUUUCUUCACUUGUCUUACUUAUAUAAAAACGAUUCAGGAAAUCGACGUUUCCUUUCCUCAACCUAUAUUUGCCGGUAUUGACUAUGAAAAGUGGAGGUAAAAUUGAACGCUCAACUGUCUUGAAACUAGUGAUAUAGCAUAUCAGAACUAAGUGAUUCCUAUUUUUCUAGCGUAACGCGUAACGAACUCUCGAAUCGGUCCUCGAAUCAAAAGCAAAUCGAAUUCAUGAAUGAUGGACCAUGGAGUAACGUUAGACGAAAGAUUCAGAACUUCAUUUACGUUUGCGAACAAAGUGAAACAGUUUGAGUAGCGCGCGGUGCACACUCGAGUCUCCGUAAAGAAAAGACACACUCAAUGAUCAAAUAAGGACCGCUGAAAUUGGAAGGUAAUGUAGUUUUAUACAUUCACAUCACGUUCCGAAAUGCAUCCGAGAGAGCAGCAGCAUUAUCGAGAUUGGGGGGCGCGGAACAACCACAAACCGUUAUUGAAUAAGCUAUGAAGUAAGUGAGAAACAGAA
Anopheles bellator is the source of this 3797-nucleotide messenger RNA. It is a transcript of the gene S, whose product is annotated as protein Star. The transcript has 5 exons. Lineage: Eukaryota; Metazoa; Arthropoda; Insecta; Diptera; Culicidae. Bases 357 to 2186 code for a protein of 609 amino acids. The record is from RefSeq and is a predicted model, not a curated record.